CUUUAGCCCAUUCGUUUGUCUGAUUUAUGUAGUAGUUACAUAAUUUAAAUAAUGUCCUAUUGGACAUAUGAUUUUAAUUAUUUAAGUAGUGCCAAUUCUUCGUGUUCAAAGUUCGAUGCACGCCCUUGAAAUGGUCUCGGUGUAUUCGGUAAAUUCAGUGGACAAAUAUUUAUUGAUUUCGUUUGUAAUAUAUAUUAGAGAUACAUCAUGAGCAAUGUUAGAUUAUGUUAUAGCAGUGCUCAUGAAAACAUGGAUACCCGAACAUCAUAUUUCUGUUACAUGAAGAACCUAAUGAUUAUUGUAGGAAUUUGGGGAUUAUUCGAUAAUAACAUAUCAAAAACCAGAAAGAAGUUGUACGCUACUUAUUCUGUAUUGUUUCAACUCGUAUAUCUAUCAGCCAUGGUGUCAUUAAGUGCUGAUUUACCCAGUCUGCUCAAAACAAAUCCUUCGAUAGCAAUCGAAAAAAUGGGAAGAUUUAUAUUUUGUUUUGUAAUGACGAUCAAAAUGGCAAUGUGUCGCUCGAAAGGUGUGCUCAACCUGAUCAAAGAUGCUCUGCGACAAGACCGAGAAUUGUCUGUUCAAGAUGAUCCCGAAAUUAGAAAUAUAUACAAGUGGCACAUUAAUUUCGACAACAAACUAAUUUCCCUGAUUGUGAUGUCAGCGAUCCUUGUGGGACUUUCUGUUGCUGUUAUUGGUGAUGCGGAUGCAUUGAGGCGGUUUAAAAAAGGCAACGUAACCCAUUUGUCUUUACCCAUGCAUUACUGGUAUCCCUUUGACACAGACAAGCACCUCACACUUGCAAUUAUAGAUCAAAAUAUCCGUCCUAUCUUGGUGCUGUUUUGUCUUGGUGUGGUGAGCGCCUUUGUCAAUUGCUUGAUAAUUUUUUUGAGGGUGCAGUUGAUGGCACUACAGUUCAAAUUUAGAAAUUUCGACAAGUAUCGAUCGCAUCGGUCACCGGAGGAUGUCUUAAAACUACUAUGUCUUAAACAUCAAAAAUUAAUCGAGUGCAUCGGACAAUUUAAUGGCUCCUUAAAAAAUAUAAUCUUAUUGGACUACACGAUGGUGUCAGUCACGUUUGGAACGGUAAUCCUUCAAAUGACCGCGAAAAGUGAUAUUGUCGUCAACAGUAUGACAUUAAUAUUCACAACAAUACAGUUGCUCGCAUUUUCAUGGAGUGCGAACGAAAUCAUUGUGCAGAGUACGGAACUAGCUGAUGCACUUUUUGAAAGCAACUGGUACGACCAAAGCAAACGAACCAAAAUGCUGAUUCAAAUUAUGAUGAUGAGAUGCCACAGACCGCUCUGUUUAAGAAUCGGUCAAUUCGGGUUUAUGGAUUUAAAUGCAGGCAUGUCGAGACUUAAAUUGGGAUAUUCAUAUACAUCUAUCAUGUCCAAAUCAGAAUGAGUCAAAAGAAGGAGAAAGCACAAUUUUUCUCUGAAAAAAAAUUGUAAUAUAAGGCGGAAAAAAUGCAUUAUUGGUUAAAUCAUUAUAGUAAAGAAGUAUACACCUUAAUUAUAUUCUAAUAUUUCACUUAAAUAAUAACCAACAUUUUUGGUACUAUCCCAGAAUAAACGCUGUACAAUAAAUUUUAAAAUAUUUUAUUUGCAAUUGCACAAUAAGACUCCCUACUUUAAAAUACCCAAUUAUGCAAAUACCCAAUAAUGAUACCAGACAUUAGCUUCGAGCCACAGACAUUUUCGGUACUUUGAGAGCGAUAGAGUGUUUUCGGUCGAGUUUAAUCGUAUGGGCUGAAUUGAGUUAAGAUAUAAAACAAAUUGAGAAAACUUAAAAUUUAUGUCUUUUUUUUGGCAAUGAAGAUACUAACUGAAAACUCAAGAAAUGUAUAUCUGGUAGACGAUUUAGUUUGGUUUGUUACCUGCUGAAGGACCCAUUUUUGUUCAGCAUUUUCAUGAAACGGCUGACGACAGUAAAAGUUUGCAACUUAUACAGUAUGUCACAUUUUAUAUUUUGGCAAACUAACUACAGAUUUGAAAUUUUGCACUGUCAUAUACUUUGAUGGUUCACAUCUUCAAGAUUCUGAACUUAAAUAGAACCAAUUUUCGACAUAUUCAAAGUUGUUACGAAUAUUAUUCUAACCCCAAAUACCUAUGCCUGCACAAAAUUAUCAAAAGUUAAUUUUUUAAUUCGAUAAACUAUCAUUAAUAUCAAUCAAUAAAUUUUGAGUUUAUUACAAUGAGUUCUAUUUAGUGACCACCGAAUUAAAAUGGCGUUUACUUUCAUAAAAAAAAUCAAAAUAAUUCGUUUGGUUGGUAAUUUUGCUUGUAGCAGAGCUUAACAGCAGACAUCCGCUACGUGCUCUGAUUAGACAUGGAAAAGAAGCUGCCAAGCUUUCAUGAGCUUUCGAGAUUUAUCAUCUCCGCUGAAUAUUAGUUUAGACAAAACCAGAAGAUGUUUUAUCCGUCAAAAAAUCAACCCCUAUAAACCAAAGUUCUUACAUAGAUUAAAACAAGGCGAUGAGGAUAAAAUAUUACAUUAUUAUGAUUGGGCUCAAGGUAAUUUUUUUAAAUAAGGAAGAAGAUUAUCUUUGCCGAUAAGGCUACAUUCAUCAGCAAUAGGGUCGUAUUAGCUCAAAAUUGUAGGACACUGGGCCUGAGAUAAUCCAGACUGGGUUAAUUGUAAAAAUCAAUAUUCCCAGGAAGUCACUGUCUAAUGAAUCAUUUCCAUCAUCAAAUGCUGGUCGUCUAGUUCACUUUUCUUAUGGGGAAUUAUGGGUUGCUAUAUACAAUACAAUCUUCCUGUCAAUAUGUGACAGGUUAUGUACAUAUAAGGUGUGUUCAAAAAGUGAGGUAACUUUUAAAUGUUGUCUCCCUCUCAGGUAUAACACACUUGUUCGAACGUUUUUUCAAUCCUUGAAGCACUUCUGGUAAGCAUUUUUUAGUAUAGCCUUGAGUUCUUCCAGCGAUUUUUCCUUAUCUGCUCUAUCGUUUCAAACCUCCUUCCUUUCAUAAGUUUUUUGAGUUUUGGGAACAGGAAAAAGUCGUAGGGGCUCAUAUCUGGUGAAUAUGGUGGCUGACGCAUAAGCGUAUUUGUGGUUUUCUUCUUGGCCAUAAAGUUAGACGUAAGACACAAGGAUAAGUGAGCAGGAGCAUUAUAGUGAGGCAGAAUCCAAGAAUUUUUUCCCGCAAUUCCGGACGUUUUCUUCGUAUUGCUUUUCGCAAAUGGCGCAUUUAUUGAUGUGCAUUGCCACGAUAAUCAAAAAAUACAGUAAGCAUGACCUGGACAUUUGAUCGAACUUGACGUGCUUUUUUCGGUUUUGGCGAUCCUCGGUUCUUCCAUUGGGACGACUGGGUUUUGAUUUCGACGUCAUAACCAUAAACCCAUGACCGUUUUGAGCAUAUCAAAAUGUUUCGGAACAAAUUUUGCUUCUACAUAUUUCGUGCCCAAAACUUCGAAAGAAAGUGCAUGGCACGAGCCAAUAGAGAUGCCGACGUCUUCAGUCACUUCUGAUUCGACGAUUUUUCAACACCAUUUGUUUCACUUCUUCUAUGCUUGUAACAGUUAUUGACUUGCUGUGGCGUAAAGAGUGAGGUUGGUCAUCAGCGUCUUCUCGGCCAUCUUGGAACAGCUUAUAAAUAUAUUUUUUUUACUCAAAGUAGAUUCACCAUAUGCCCUUGACAACAUUUCAACUGUUGUGCAGCUCUGUACAGCAAAAAAUCGCCGAGCACAAAAACACGUUUAACGCUUCUGUCUCACAAAAUAAGUAAACGUGCAAACUGACUAAAACUGUGAACAUAUGUUAGGGACAUGUGUACUAACAUAACAAAAAAAAUAUCGAAGCUCGAGUGUACAUCAUUUCGAAAAGUAAGUAAAAUUUUAAUAUAAGAUAAAUUUCAAACUUACCUUAUUUUUUUGUCUUAGAAUUGAUAUCUGAAUAAAAAUAUAGUGUGCUCCAUUUGAAGAUCUUGAAAUUGUGUUAACUGAAUUCAUCAAAACGGCACCACCUAUUUGGGACACCCUGUAUACGCCGAGGGGCAUCUGUAAAUCUGAUUGAGUAGUACAUCAUCUCCUUAGUCUGUGGUGAAAUUUACCUUGCAAUACCUGGAUCAGUAGCGUCGUAACACAAUUUUAUAUGGGGCAAUCAAAACAUAAAAAAAACAUAACCCCAAUUUCUGCCUAAACUAUGCAAAAUUUUAAUAGGAAUUUCUUAAGAAAGUGACCUUUAUUUUAACCAAGGAUUGAUGUUGAUGUCGCGAGGGACACUUUUGGGACAACCUGUAUCAACAAAAUUAUAAUAUUUUAAAUCUUCAGGAGGGUCCACUUUUGUACGAAACUUUUUUCUAUGGGUUUCGUCGUUUUAUUUGGCACACGGUGUACGUAGACAGGCCAAUUACAUAAGUCACCUUACUUUUUGAACAUACCUCGCAUUUCGAGCUACAUGGUGCUUCUAAUCACAAUUCAAGGAUUGUUCGUCAAUGGUGAAGCUAGAAAUUUCGUAUUCGCUGAAUAGGAAGAAACAGUCCUUUUGAACUCUGGCUUCUAGAUCUCCUGAUAAUACACCACUCGAUUUUUAUUUUUGGAAAGUGGUAAAUUGAAGAUGGAGAUGUGGGCCAUAAUAAAACAAGCAUUUCAAAAAAUUAGCAAGCAUUGGGCGAGUAUCCAGACAGAAUCUUAAAAGAAUUCGAGCCAGAUGACAUUUGUUAAAUUAUCAUUUGGCCUAAGAAGGUUAAUAUUGUAAUUAUUUUCUCAAAUCAGUUACCAACUAGACAUUAUUAUUUUUUUUUAAUAAAAUAAUUGAUCCUUUGUGUUAUUUAUUUAUCUGAAGAAUUUAAAUUACCGGAACAGUAAUUUAAAAAAUAAAAAAAACAACUUUUAAUAAUUUUGUAUAAUCACCAAAAUAAUGAAAAGACGAAAAAUGACAUUUGGUACGUGGGGUUAGAAUAAUAAUCGAAUCAACUUGUUUAAAUAACUUUUGCAAUAGACCCGACAUUAAAAUUUAAGUUGAGUAUUUUAAAAAUGCGAACCAUCAAUCUGUAUGGUAUGGUAUGGUAUCAAAAUAUAGGUGUGACUUCAUCUUAAGUAACUGUCUAUACUCUCGACAAUGCAACAUCGUAAACAGUGACGUGCAAAAACUUCUUUUGAAAAGUAUAAUUGUAAAGUGUAUGUAAUAGCAAAUAUAACUAUAAUUAAAGUAAUUAAAGUGAGAGUAGUGAAGAUACUAUUUUCAAAAUUUCUGUAAUUCUGGUGCGACGGUUGUGGCUGAGUCGAAUUAUAAAUAUUAAAAAUUAUAAUUAUUAGUUUGUAUUUAUAUUUAUUUCCCAUAUUUAUUAAGGGCGAAUAUUGUUUAUGGCAAUCCAACAGCAGAUUUUGACCUGUUCUGUUGUCAUACGGAUUCGGCUAACAAUUCCAGCCAAAUUUAAUAUUAUUUUACAUUUAAAAAAUAAGAAUCCUUUCUUUUUUCAUUAAAAUUUCCUUAUACAGGAUAAAUUUCUGGAUGCGGAAUAAUAAAUUUUGGCAGGAAUAUGAUCAUGAUGAUUGUAAUUUAUUUAAUAAACAUAUUUAUGGUUUCGAACUAUUGUGAUAAAAAUUAUUGCAUAUAGGUACUAAACUCUUCUGUACCAAAAGACACAUUAAAAAUACUAACAAAAAGUGAUCUUAUACCCAAAGGUAUUGGCUAAAACCAAAAUUACGUUUUGGGGUUAUUUAUUACUUUGUUACAUUUUACUAUAAUAUAAUAAUGAUAUAACUAUAAUAUUUAUUAACCAUUUAAGUUCUUCUCCGACACAUCGAUUAGGUAUAUUUAUUAAAUAAAUAAUUGUGUAAAACGUAUCAAAGUUAGGGAACUAGAAUCAACCAUGUUUCCUUAAAUCUAACUUAAUCAGUUGUAGCUAUUUUAAACACAUUCCAAGCUUUAGAAACUUCAUUAGUCAGUAUAAUCAAUUUAUGCAUGUUUCAAGUAUAGUCGGUACAAUUUGUGUUAAUGCAAUAAAAAUUAAAGCAAUAUCGAAGAAAUCGAAAAAUUAAAAAAUAUAUAUGAUACCGUAUAAAAUAAAAUUUGAAGACAGUAAAUAUACAAGCAAAUAUUUAGUUUGUAUUUACGAUAAAACAUCUUCAUCAUUAGUGCCAAAACUGGAACUACUAUAUCAGACAAUGAUCCUUCGUCUACACUAAUAACAGUAUUCGUUUAUCUGUAACUGUCUGGAGAGCUGCCGCCUUCCAAACAGAUACUACUGCCUGCCGUGCCUUGCAUCACAUAUAAUAUUUUUAUUAAAAAAUGUUUUGCACUGAGUCCACACCAAUUCUAUGGCAUUUCAGCAAUUGUUUCGUCUGUAGGAUAUGGCAACUUUGUAUUGUAAUUUUUGUCAAUUUUUAACAACUCAUAUCUGAGACCAUUUUCUGGGUAAUUAAUCUGAAUUUGAUACUCUUUCACUAACUCUGGAAUGAUAUCAUGCAUUAGCCAUAAUAAUUAAAGACGCCCUUUCGAGUUUCGGCAGCAGUGUUUCAAAAAUGCAACCAUGUUUUGUAGGGCAUAUUCCAUAUAGUCUUAAAGGAAUACCAAUUCUCAUACCCCAACGCCCGCCACUAUCUUUGUUUUUUUUAAUAGAACACGUGUUUCCAAAAAUGAAAUGAAACGUCCUACUGAAAUUUCAUCCAAAAGCACAAAUUGAGCCACCGGUUCCGGCAGCAGAAAUCCCCCCCCCCCCACCAUUGCUAGCU
Cylas formicarius (sweet potato weevil) is the source of this 6675-nucleotide messenger RNA. RefSeq names its product odorant receptor 30a-like. The transcript is spliced from 7 exons. Lineage: Eukaryota; Metazoa; Arthropoda; Insecta; Coleoptera; Brentidae. Gene Ontology annotation, molecular function: olfactory receptor activity; odorant binding. The coding region runs from base 208 to 1404 and encodes 398 amino acids. The record is from RefSeq and is a predicted model, not a curated record. Gene Ontology annotation, cellular component: plasma membrane. Gene Ontology annotation, biological process: sensory perception of smell; detection of chemical stimulus involved in sensory perception of smell.